AUCAUGAAAGGAAGACGCGAGAGUAAGGCCGCGAUCCGUCCGCGACCUAAAACUACUUCCAACCGUCACGAGUAUAAUCGAAAAGGUCGUCAGGGUUACCGUGUCAGCUACUCCAAUAGGAUACUUCCUUUGUGCAUCAUCCCCCUUCUCCUCGAUGCUCGAGCGAAUCCCAGCUAAACAUCAGCGAAACUUAACGAGCGAAUUGCACACGGCCAACCUUCUAGCUCGAUCUCGAUGCUUGAGUGGGUCUGUGUGUCAAGAUGGGUCGCAUGCUCGCUCUGCGAGAGCAUCGUAGAGAAAGGAUCGAGCUAAGGGGGUACCCGUUGAACGAACAGAGAAAGACCGAACGAACUUGUUUAGAGCGUUAAAGUUGUUGCGAGUAUUACAAUCCGUAUGGGUUCUUUACGUGGGAGACGGUUCACCCUGGUUUGCGAAGGAUGGAGGAUGACUCGAUGGUAUAUAUCGGUCCGUACACCUGGUCCUGUCGCCAGUUCUCACUAGUCGAGGAUCCUGAAGACCGCGGGAGUUUCAGUGCGUACUUAUAUCCGGUGAGGUCCUCUAGUUUCGUUAAGGAUUAACGUGCCAAGGAAGACGAUGGAUCUGUCCAAGUGUGUGAUCGUCUUGUUAGCGUGCAGUGCGGUCUGCUGCGCGUCCUCGGCGACGAAGGACGAGGACAGCUUCGUGGACAAGGGUGUCAGAGCGAUGUACAGGGUCUACGAGGACUGUCAGACUCGCAACAUAGCUAUAUCGCCGUGUCUGAAGAAGAAGGCGAUAGCGUUCUUUGAAAGACUGGGUAGAAUGCACAUUCUGCCGUUGUCGGAGAACUUUGAACUGAUCAGAACCGCGGAAGUAACUACGAAGAGUUCGGUGAACGAGCUGGAGGCCAGUUUAGGUAGGACGGUUACUGGCAAGGAUGAAAUACUGAACGAAAUUCUGUUGGAUAGAGUGGCCUCGCUGUUGAACAGCUUCAAUAUUCAGAUUCGUUUACCAAAGACCACACCUGGGGAACUGAAGAGAGGGAUGGAAGAGGGCCGAGGCAAGAUGAAGAAAAUGAUGGGCAUGAUGAUGAUGGGAUUCGCUAUGAAGAUGAUGAUGAUCCCGUUGGCACUUGGUGUACUCUUCUUGCUGGCUGGAAAGGCGCUGAUCGUCAGCAAGAUCGCUCUAGUUCUUUCUCUGAUCAUUGGACUGAAGAAGCUUCUGAGUCAGAAGCAGGGACACGAUCAUGGCGGCUGGCAGCAAGGAGGCGGUGGAUGGGACAGGAGUCUGAAGAUUCUUCCUGUUUCUACAACGACACAGGCGAGCCGGGAUUACGCGCACAACUUGGCCUACUCGGCGCGGCAUCAACACUGAUCGGAAAUUGAUUCGAGCGAUUGAGGAGGUCUUGCGGUUCUGAACCCGCGUGUUUCACGUUCGAUGCAAUUUUAAAGUGCAUGUUGGGACUUGUAACGUAAUCAUUAGACCGCCAUAUCUCGAGCGGGGGAUAGUAAUUUAUUUAAUAAAAAUAAGCAUCAGCGGAUUCUAGAUAUUUUUGCUAAGGAUUCUAUCUCUUGUACUCAUUCUUGAUUCUUUUGAAGUUAAUAGACCGUUUCGUGAUUGCUAUGAAAAUAUUUUUUGUUUCAAAGGUGAUAAUUAUUAGACGAAACUCUAUGUAUAUUUCUUAAGCAAUCGUAAAGGGAAAUAGAAAUUUAUUUAUUUAUUUAUCAUCAGAUUCUUUUGAAAAUGCAUUCCUUUGAAAAAUCGCGACCUCAUCUCGCGUUUAUAGAAAGUAGAGAGGAUGUCAAGAAUACGUGUCGAGAACGAGCAAUAAUUACUAGCAAAACGAACGACGAUAAAUAUGUCCGCAAGAAGUCACGCGAUCAUCGAUAGUACACGGAAUGCCCCAGCUGCCACUCAUUUUCAAUCUUCAUCAACCGGGAUACGAUUUGACGCGAUAAUCUGGUCGUCAAACGUUUCCAAACACGCGAGUUUAUAGCGGAACCGAGUCGAAGUAAUUUUUGCGACUGAAACGACUCGCGAGUCAGACCUACAGUCAUUUCGUCGCAUAGUUCUUCAUCGUCUCCUCA
This is a messenger RNA of Osmia lignaria (orchard mason bee), 2063 nucleotides long. The record is from RefSeq and is a predicted model, not a curated record. NCBI's taxonomy places the organism in Eukaryota, Metazoa, Arthropoda, Insecta, Hymenoptera, Megachilidae.